This is a messenger RNA of Symbiodinium pilosum, 1533 nucleotides long. Lineage: Eukaryota; Dinophyceae; Suessiales; Symbiodiniaceae. The record is from the annotation of a GenBank genome assembly.
AUGGCGCAUAUUCCUGCUGGUCUGCCGUCCCGCACAUGGAGCAACUCUUCUAUGGAUGUGGGAGCCGCUCACUUGAUGAAGUGCAAGCGUGAACCAAAAUCAUCAAGUCAGCAAGCAGAUGACCUUCGCAAGAAGCUGCAGGAAAUGCAAGGGCAGCUUGAUCGCGCACAGAAGAUCAAGAUGAGUGGCCGUGUGAGUAUGAGUCUCAAGGCGGAUCCGUCUCCCAUGAAAAGGGAGAUCAAGGAGAAGAAGUCGCCUCCUGAUGUCACCGACAAGCUGAGCAAGGAUCAGAUCAACACGAUGUACUUGCAAGAGAUUGCUGAGCUUGAAGCCCGCAGACGUGCGCUAGUUCAGUGGUGCCAAGAUGCCGCGCAUGGCAAUUCUACGAGCUCGACGCCACCCCCUGCCUCCUCCCGAUCUGAUUCCCCGGCACCAAGCACUUUGCCUCCGAGGACAGAAGCUUCGAGCUCACACAACGGAUCAGUGAGCUCGCGUGCAAAUGAGGAGCAGGUCGAGGUGCAAGCCGGUGGACAUGUCUAUGUCAAUGGGAAGUAUCUAUCUGAUUCUGCUGUGGAGCAGCGCUUGCGUAGGCUGUGCGCAAUCAAGAAAUCAGGUAUUUGUGAGGCCGGGGAAGAUUGCAGGAAAAUGUUUCAGAAGGGUGGUGAUGACCGCGCUACUCUUAUGGAGUUGUUCAAGCAGAGUGGCCUCAAGAAGGAUUUGCUGAAGCGCAAGGUGAUGCAGACUCUCGAAAAGGAGAUGAAGAAGAAGCUCACGGUCACCGCAGGCUGGUACACGGAAACCCAAAUGGCGAAAAAGCUUGACUUCACUGAGGAAGAUAUCAAAGCUGUAGUGGAGUACACCUCCACUCGGCCGGCUCUCCAAAGGCCAUGGAAAUACAACCCCAAAGUCUUGCAGCACUGGGUCGAGACAGACGAGAGUGGUGAGUUGUCAUAUUCCGAGAGUGGCCGAACUACUGACUCUGUGGAGGUCGACGUGACUGAUGCAGCAGGCAUGCCAUCGCUUGUGAACUUGGGCUGCGACGGCAAUUCCACGGAACCAUUGAUGCCGCCUGCUGACGGUGGGGUUGAGGGCGAGGACGUGCUUGCCCAUGUGGCCAAGAGUAUGCAGUGCCUGAUUGUCAAGAGUGCAAAGAUGGCUGAUUUGGCGGCCAAGCUAAAUGAUGCUACUUGCCCUGCGGAGCACAAGUCCCAAGCCUCAAGCCUGGCGUCUACAAUGCUGCAGCUGCAAAGCAAAAUCGACGCCAGCUAUGAUGAUUUGGCCAAGCUGUCUGCCAAGAUGAAGAAUCAAGCUGAGGUGAAGAAGCACGAGGCGGCCUGCAGAAACAUGCUGGAAGAAGCCGAAGUGCAGGGCAGCCAGUGCACUCGACUCGAAGCUACUGCGAGCCCACUCCUGCGCAUCAUCAAGAAGGCCUCUGCCAGCGUUGAGGAUGGUGCUGAGCCUGCCGAGAGCAAAGCUCCAAAGAAGAGAAAGGCAGCUGAAAAGCCCAAGGCUGCCAAGAAGUCUAAGAAGUGA